GGCAGCCUAACUGCAUUUUCCAAGAAGCCGACGUACAGUGAAUGCGCGCGCAGCCCCUCAAAACGCUAACCAUGGCGUGUUUUCACUGUUUGUAGUCGUUUUUAUUUCCCCUCGGAAUACGCGGAUUUCGGUCGCGCCUUUAAACUCCAAAUGCAACCGACGAACGGUGGCCGUAGUUUGUUUAGUUGACGGUUUCAAUAUUCGCGACAUGGAGCUCAAGCUCCAUUCUCCAGCGGGUGCUGAACCUGUCUUAUACACUUGGCCAUUAACCUCUGGCCGUGGUACUGAUCGACAUGAUGGUGCGCUGGAAAUUGUGGAAACGAUUCGUUGGGUCUGCGAGGACCUCCCAGAGCUCAAACUACCGCUGGAGAAUAACAUCCUCUGCGACUAUGAUACGAGAAGUUAUGAAAGUAUGAAAUUACUUUGUGAUCGGUUUAAUCGCGCGAUUGAUAGCAUUGUUGCAUUGGAGAAGGGAACAUCUUUACCAGCGCAACGGUUAAAUAAAUAUCCAUCUAGAGGUCUGUUGCGUCACAUUCUACAACAAACCUAUAACCAAGCAGUGACAGACCCUGAUAAACUAAAUCAGUAUGAGCCAUUUUCACCGGAAGUGUACGGUGAAACAUCCUACGAUUUAGUUUGUCAAAUGAUCGAUCAGAUCGAUAUCACCCAAGAUGAUAUUUUCAUAGAUUUAGGGUCAGGUGUUGGUCAAGUUGUUCUGCAAAUGGCCGCAGCGACUCCGUGUAAAAUUUGUUUGGGAGUAGAACGCGCUGAAGUUCCGAGUAGAUAUGCAGAAAGUAUGAACAAAAACUUUCGCGCUUGGAUGCAAUGGUACGGAAAGAAAUUUGGGGAUUAUAAGCUAAUUAAGGGGGAUUUUUUAAACGAAGAACAUCGGGAAAAGAUCACCUCUGCCACUAUUGUGUUCGUUAAUAAUUUUGCUUUCGGUCCAAACGUAGAUCAUCAACUAAAAGAAAGAUUUGCCGAUUUAAAAGACGGUGCUAGGAUUGUUUCUUCAAAAAGUUUUUGUCCAUUAAAUUUUCGUAUAACCGAUCGUAACUUAAGCGAUAUCGGUACAAUAAUGCACGUUUCAGAGAUGUCACCAUUGCGAGGUUCCGUUUCUUGGACUGGGAAACCAGUAUCUUAUUAUUUACACAUCAUCGAUCGCACGAAACUCGAACGAUACUUCCAAAGGCUACGUAAUCCAAAGGGAACCGUUAACGAUGACGACAACUCGAACUCGUCUCGCAAUUCCCGCGAGAAAGCCCGCAGAGAUUUAUCGAAAAUAAUGCAGGACUCAUCUUCCGAUUCCGAAUUUUUCGAUCCCGCCGGACCAACAACCAGAAAAGCUUGGUCCGAUUGGUGCUCAAACAAAGGGAAAAGCAGUCAAAGCGAAGACGAGGUCGUCGGAUCCAAGGUUAAACGUCAACCGAAGAAGUUGAGACGAAAAAUCCAACGCGGUGGAAAAGUCCAAGGUGGUAAUAACGCGGUUAAUAAACCUUUGGCGAAACCACGACGGGGACGUGUUCGAAAAACCAAACCAAAGAAAGCAAUUAAAAUUAAUGGACUUGAUUUGUUGCAUAGUCAAACGUUACUGAGCACAUCACCACAAGCAAAUGGUAAAAAAUUGCCACCACCCCCAGGUUGUGUAGAUCAAAAAUUAACAUCUCUAAGCACAGAUAUGGUUCACGAUGAAUUGGAUAUUCCGCCAGCUCCCGAAAAUACACCGUACGCAUUACAAAUUUUAUUAGACAUGUACAGGGCUCAAUAUAUGAGUAUGAUCGAGGAAAUGAAAACGCCUCAAUAUAAAGGUAACGUGGAGAAUUUAAUAACGGAAGAGAAGGAGCGUAAUCAGCGGUUGCAAAACAGGGCGGCUCAACUAGAAAAGCAAAUUAAAGUGUUGAUCGAUGAUAGUGUGGCCUUGUUGAAAGUGAGAAUGAACGAGUUGGGCAUAAACGCGCUAUCACCCGCUGAUUUAUUGGCGAAAGCUAAAGAGAUUGUGAUUAGACACAAAGAUUUGCAAGCGAAGGCGAGUAAAUUGCAAGUUCAAGUUUACGGUUUGGAGCAAGAACAAAAAAAUUUGAUUACGCAGCGCCAACAAGAAAUAACGGAAAAGUACUCUAAACAAGAUCCCACACGAAGAGAUGUUUCUCCACUUGUUCCCGAAGAAUACAUUCUAAGGGAGAUUUCAUCGACGCUGUCUCAAAGGAAAAAGCUACACAAUCAAGUAUCAAUGUUGGAAAACGAAGUGUUGUCUUUAGAAAAAAGCAGCGAGGAAAGGAAACAAGCCCAAGCAUUAAAUGUUCGUCAACAAAACUCGAAGGUGUCAAGAAAAUCGAGAGAUUACAGAACUAGGUCGCAAGAAUGGCCGGAAGUACCCGAUAUGGUUAAGAUCGAGGAACAAAACCCAGAAAUUUUAGCCCAAAAAAUAUUAGAAAAAGGAAGAAUGUUAGAAGCUAGUAAAAUGUCGUCAAAUAAACCGGUUACAAAAAAUCACACGACGAACGGAAAUGGACAAAGAUCAUCUCGGAAUGCAAUGCCAGCUCCUCAAGCUGUUUCAAAACGAGCUAAAUUAAAUAAUUAUCAACAAAAUCCGAUCAACACGAUUAAUACGUCGCGAUCACAAGAACCACCUAGAAUAACAAACUUCGAGGAUCGUUUAAAGAGUAUCAUAACAUCUGUGCUAAAUGAGGACCGGAAACCGCAAAUAUAUAGUCCGACCAGCUCAGGACCUUAUCUUCCACCAAGUAACACCAAUUUACCUAACUUACAUAAUAAUUCUCAGCAAUACACUUAUCAAUACAUUAAAAACGAACCCGAUCAUAAAACAACCAAUAAUCAUAAUAAAUAUAAAUACAACAAAACGGAAACAGUUGUUAAACCGGAAGAAUAUCGUGCUGGAUAUUCGCAACAAGAAGGUUUAGGAUCUGUAAUGGAUAAUUAUCGUGAAACUGGUCAUCGUCAAGAACAACCCGAUUACACACAAGUUUCCCCAGCCAAAUUAGCUUUGAGGCGUCAUUUAUCGCAAGAAAAACUUGCAGCACAACAUCAUACUUAUUCAUCGCAAAAUGAUGGAAUGGUUGCAACACGAACGAUUGGUGAUUUGGUAUCGGGCGAAAUCGAACGUACGUUAGAAAUAUCUAAUCAGUCUAUUAUAAACGCCGCUGUUGAUAUGAGCGAUAUUCAAGGUACAACAACUGUUACUUCCCGUUCGGUUGUUAACGCAAACAUCCCACCGAGACCAGAAAGAGUGAAUGUAAAAGUACACGACACGUUACCGAUCAAUAAAGAAACAGAACCGUUAAGACAAGUAUACAGUCCAAUUUCAAGGCCGUCAUCAACUGAGGGUCUUGAAGGUUUAGCAUACGUUCAUAAUCAUCCAAAACCGCAUCCUUACGCAACACAACCACAAAUAUCACCGAGACAAUCUCAAUUUUCACCAAGAACAACAAUUAUGUAUCCCCCAUCCGUACGUUCUGGAUCAACAAAUUCAAAUUAUUCACAAAAUGAACAAUACACACCAUUACCUCGAGCUGAUUUAAAACCUUAUCAUGAAUCAUACUUUCACACAGAUGUUAAACCGUCUGUUCAACCAGAAACAACAGCGGAACGUUGUAAUUUUGUACCGGAAGGUUUGGCGGCUAGUUUACAAGCUCGCGUUUUAAAUACAACUCAAAUUAAAGAAGAAGUUGAUGCGUUUGAUCGAAGAUAUAUUCCGGGAGCUUUAGUUUAUCAAGAAGGUAGUCAUAUUAAGACCGAAACAGUCCAAAAUGAUUGUCAAUACAAAAGAGAAUCGCCGGUUAUACAAGGUCCGAUUAGGACAACAAUACGAAGAUCUUCUUCAUACGCUGAUAAUCAUAAUCAUCGGAACCCCUCGGAAAAUUCAGCAGGGGACGUUCAUUCGUUACCGUUGGAUGGAGAUGAUAGGAGCAACCCGAUUCAACGAAAAACUCACGACGAAGAUGUUGAAGUUGAAGAAGAACCGGAAGAAUCUAAAUGGCAAGAUCGAAUAUCGUCAGGUUUCGAUCGUUUGGUGGCUUUUGCUUCAACCGAAUUAGAUAAGCGUAGAAGGUCAACGGAGGGCAACGAAAGUUGUAAUACGUCGCCGGAUUCCGGAAUCGGCCUUGAUAUACCAACAGCCCCAUCGACGUCUAUGCCAGCCACAAAACAAAUGUUAAAAUUAAAUCCAAAUGCCAAACCAACGUUAUUUAAGGUGCCUUCAAAUAAAUGUAAGAGUGUCGAAAGCUCGCCGACGUUGGAUCACGGCGAUGAAUUAGGACCGCCGCGGACACCAUCGCCUUCAUCGCCAGCAAAUCUUACGGCUUCGUACAGCCCGGAACUUCCGGUUGUUGCCACGGAAAAAAGUCCCAAUCAAAAUCCGUUAUUAAAGUAUCAAAGGCACGCGGAAGAAAAACGAACGAAACCUGAUCAACAUUAUAAAAAGAAAUUUUAUUAUCGAGAACAUUGGCGGGAUGAUAUAUAUCAAAAAAGUAGCGUAGAGGAAUACGUGGAUGCGCCGAGGGAUAAAUUUAAGCCGAAAGGAAAAGAUUGGAAUUGGCCAAAAGAUUCAGUUAGAGAUGAAAAUUACCAAUCAAAUAAUUGGAAAAAUUAAGUUUGGUUUGUAUGGAAUCUCGAUAAAAAAUAAAACGUUUUCUUUAUUAACUGAA
Molecule: messenger RNA, 4661 nt
Organism: Onthophagus taurus
Lineage: Eukaryota; Metazoa; Arthropoda; Insecta; Coleoptera; Scarabaeidae
Gene: gpp
Product: DOT1 like histone lysine methyltransferase grappa
Biological process (GO): DNA damage checkpoint signaling; DNA repair; regulation of transcription regulatory region DNA binding
Cellular component (GO): nucleus
Molecular function (GO): histone H3K79 methyltransferase activity
Source: RefSeq, a predicted model, not a curated record